AUGGCACCACCCCAGCCAAUCAUUCCCCACACCGCUCUAGGGCGACUUGCUAAUUCGCUGGCUGGUCAUCGCCUUUCAACUUCAUCAUCAACUACCUAUCCUUCAACCAUCUUUCGGGCAACCAUAUUUUCUGCAUCAGGAGCCGGAAAUAUACAUCAAUCAGGAUAGUCCAUAUCAAGCCGCAAAAACAAGAUUUCGAGGCAAUCGCGACUAUCUAUAUUUGGACUUUCCUUCUGCUCUCCUGGUAGUUCGAGUUUCCGCGCAUUGGCACAAGUGAAUUAUCGCGACUUACACCGCGGGAACCCGCAUCAACCCCCUUGCAAUACUUCCAGCUAUCCAUCACCAUAUAUUCUCCACCAUUACAGCCUCUCUCCAUACAACCAGAGUCCUCGGCCUUGCAUCGCGCUUCUCUUCUCUAGACCCCACAUACACCAAACCAACCUGACUGCACAAUGGCAAGCGCACCCACCGAGAACGAGCAGCUCCCAUCGGGCAGCGCCCCCCAGAACGAGCCAGAGCAACAUCCCAUACCGGUGGAGGCCAAGUUACCGAGCAAGAAAGACACAUCGCUAAAAGAAUUCCUGGCCAAGAUGGAUGACUACGCGCCCAUUAUCCCAGAUGCCGUAACAAACUACUACAUGACAAAGGCCGGGCUCCCACCACCACCGCACACGGACCCGCGUCUCGCGCGCCUAAUCGCACUCGCGGUACAAAAGUUCGUCGCCGAUGUCGCCGCCGACGCCUACCAGUACAGCAGGAUCCGGGCCUCGAACACAAGCGCCAACAACCCCAUGGGUAACCUCGGCGCAGCCGCCGGCAUCGCAGUCCCAGGCCAGGCUCCCGCGGGCGGGAAAGACCAGGGCCGAGGAGGGCCACUAGGUAUCCAGAGGGCGGGUUACGGUGGCGGCGGCCAAGGCGGCAGCCAGAACCGCACCGUCCUCACCAUGGAGGAUCUCGGCAUGGCGGUCGGCGAGUACGGCGUCAACGUCAAGCGCAGCGAGUUCUACCGGUAGGAGAAACCGGGUCUACCAUGCCUUGUAUUACUGGGUUCUAUACCGGGAGUUUUUCAUAUAUCAAGCCCCAGGGAACUUGCCGCUUUUGCAAAACCCGAAGCGCAGCAUUUAGUUAUUUAUAGAGGGCAUGCAUGCUCAGACGCGAAUUAGAAAUGGGGGCGUACGGCGUUCAGGACUUUAUAAUGAGCAUCACUUCAGUUUUCAAAGCGGGCUGGCUAGCAUGAUUAGUCGGGGCCCGUUCUCCUUUUUGUUCUGGAAGGCGGGGAUUACCUACCUCCUCCACGAAUAUUUCCGUGUAUAAAAUCAUAGAUAGGAUGAAAGCCUUUUUUUAUCCUUUCGUGAACGUCAUUUACGAGUUAAAAAGGGCCAAGA
Messenger RNA from Xylaria bambusicola, 1385 nucleotides. RefSeq names its product transcription initiation factor TFIID 23-30kDa subunit-domain-containing protein. The record is from RefSeq and is a predicted model, not a curated record. Bases 453 to 1013 code for a protein of 186 amino acids. Gene Ontology annotation, cellular component: nucleus; SAGA complex; transcription factor TFIID complex. Gene Ontology annotation, biological process: transcription initiation at RNA polymerase II promoter. NCBI's taxonomy places the organism in Eukaryota, Fungi, Ascomycota, Sordariomycetes, Xylariales, Xylariaceae. The transcript has 2 exons. Gene Ontology annotation, molecular function: promoter-specific chromatin binding; RNA polymerase II general transcription initiation factor activity.